Miscanthus lutarioriparius is the source of this 654-nucleotide messenger RNA. The record is from the annotation of a GenBank genome assembly. NCBI's taxonomy places the organism in Eukaryota, Viridiplantae, Streptophyta, Magnoliopsida, Poales, Poaceae.
AUGGAAGCCCAGCUACUGCAGCUGGACGAUGACGACGACCUCGAGGUUGGCCGGCCAUCCUCCAGCUCUGCGCCGCGCCGCCCGCUGCCUUUUGCUCCAGCUCUGCGCCGCGCCGUCGACCGCAUGGGUUGCCCUCGACCUCGAGAGGGAUCUGCUGUCGCGAUUGUGUUCAUGGCCUUGCUCUUCCUCCUAGCUGGCCAAGCUGGAGUGUCUUGUCAUCCGUCUCCCACCGUAGCGACGAAGCAUCAUCAGGCAGUGCACGUCCGCAAGCUGCUCAACAACACCAGCACCGGCGGCGGUAACUCUCGCGGAGCUGCUGCUGUGGCGUACGCGGCAUCGGCGGACCUCUGCUCGGAGGAGGUGGUGGAGGUGUCCCAGGACAACGCGGGUAGCCUGCCCAACGGCGUCCCGUCCUACAGCGUGACCAUCACCAACACGUGCCUGGACUGUACCGUGCGUGGCGUCCAUGUCUCCUGCGGUGAGUUUGCCUCCACGGAGCUCGUCGACCCCAGCGAUUUCCGGCGCCUCUCGUACGGCGACUGCCUAGUCAGGAACGGUGGACCUAUCGGCCCUGGCGAGACCAUCUCCUUCGAGUACUCCAACUCUUUCAUUUACAAAAUGGAAGUCGCGACGGUCUCAUGCGCCGACAUAUAG